GUUUCCGUCGAGAUGUGUUGAUGUGGCUGGAUUCCAGAGUCUGCUGCUGCAGUUGAACCGUAAACAAACAUCAUGGAUAACUCCAGUAAAGAAAAGGAGGCUAUGGCUCUCAUGGCAGAGGCCGAGAAGAAAGUCAAAUCCUCGCAGUCGUUCUUUGGCUCUCUGUUUGGGGGCUCUUCAAAGUUGGAGGAUGCCUGUGACAUGUAUGGAAGAGCAGCAAACAUGUUCAAGAUGGCCAAAAACUGGAGUGCUGCAGGUAAUUCCUUCUCCCAGGCAGCUCUUCUACACCUGCAGAUGCAGAGUAAACAUGACGCAGCCACAAACUUCAUUGAUGCCGGCAAUGCCUUUAGAAAAUCAGAUCCCCUGGAGGCCAUAAACUGCCUGAACCGGGCCAUUGAGAUCUAUACAGACAUGGGUCGAUUUACAAUUGCAGCAAAACACCAUGUCACCAUUGCCGAGAUAUACGAGAGCGAACUGGUUGACAUUGACAAGGCCAUCGCUCACUAUGAACAGGCAGCAGACUAUUAUAAAGGCGAGGAGUCCACCAGUUCAGCCAACAAGUGUCUUCUCAAAGUUGCCACGUAUGCAGCUCAGCUGGAGCAGUACCCCAAAGCAAUUGAGAUCUAUGAACAGGUUGCAACACAUGCAAUGGACAGUAAUUUGCUGAAAUACAGUGCAAAGGACUAUUUCUUUAAGGCAGCUCUAUGCCACUUCUGUGUGGACAUGCUUAAUGCUAAGCUUGCCCUCCAGAAAUAUGAGGAAAUGUUUCCAGCUUUUUCAGAUUCACGUGAAUGCAAAUUAGUGAAGAAACUUUUAGAGGCCUUUGAAGAACAGAAUGUGGACACAUACACUGAAGCUGUGAAAGAAUAUGACACCAUCUCUCGUCUGGAUCAGUGGCUCACCACCAUGCUGCUGCGUAUCAAGAAAACCAUACAAGAUGAAGAAAGUGACCUUCGCUAAGACCUACUUCCUCUCCUGUGGCCCAGCUCCUAUCCAUUACGCUCACUCUCCCUUGUGCCUUAAACACUAUGACCCUCCGUGACUUCAGAAUGAUGGUCAACUAUCACCAUCGUAUUCUCUAUUUUACCACCAGCUCGGUGUCUUAAAGGGAUAGUUCACCCAAAAAUGAAAAUUUUGUAAUCAUUCAGUUCCUUUUUAGUUUAUUUUAUCCACAGAACACAAAAGUAGAUGUUAGGGAGAGUCUUAAACUUGGUCACUAUUAAAAUGAUCUAAAUAAGGAUGAUUUAAUCUUGACAGCAUUUACAUUUUUGGGUGAACUAUCCCUUUAAAUUCUGUGUUUCAUCUCAGACCUCUCUCUCACACACACACAAACAUGAUACGGCAUGCUGCUCAGUCAUGGACAGGGUUAUACUUCCAGACCUCAAAGAAUACUCAAUGAAGAAAGGCUGGUUGUUGAAAAUGGGAUUUGAUGGAGCAUUGGAUGGGGACUGAAAGCAGCAACCAGUAGUAAUAUGAGGUGCUGUGCACACCAGGCUUCAGAAGAGGAGCCAGUGCCUUUUGCUCUUCUGAAACAGAGCAUCUGUAUUGUUGUGCAGUGUGCACAAAAGCCUUUGUUCAUUCUAUCAUGCACUAUAGUAAAGGCAUAUAUUUUUAUUAUUAUCAGAAAUAUCACCUAGCAUAUUUUGCUGUUUCCUGCAUAGACUAACCUUGGGGAAAAUAUUUGAAACUCUAUUGUAAAAUUUUUUUUUUUACAUUAUUUUGAAAUAAUGAUAGAAAAAGUGAGUAAAAGGAUGAUUCAGUCCAUACCUUGUUGAAAUGAUGCUUCACCUUUUGAACAUUUCUCAUGAUUGGGUUAUCAAAUGCUUUUAAUUCUUUCUUAAUUAUUAAUUAUGUCUUGCUAUGAAUGCAUGGUCCUCUUUGAAAUUCAAUUCUGAACUACUCUAGGCUUAUUAGAGUGAUUUAGUUUCUUAUUAAAGUAUAUACUUUAUGAUCUUUGAAAUAUUUUGACAUUUGUUGUUAAAGGGGCAGUUCACCUUAAAAUGAAAGUUCUCUCAUCAUUUAUUCACCCUUAUGCCAUCUCAGAUGUGUAUGACUUUCUUUAUUCUGCCAAACACAAAUUAUGUUUAGAAGAAUAUCUCAGCUCUGUAGGUCCAUACAACAAGUGAAGGGGUACCAAAACUUGGAAUCUCCAAAAAGCACAAAGGCAGCAUUAAAGUAAUCCAUAUUACUCCAGUGGUCUGAGUAAUCCAUGUCUUCAAAAGUGAUAUGAUAGGUGUGGGUGAGAAAUAGGUACUGUAUUUGUCUUUUAUUUUUUUACUAAUAACUUUUUGCCCAGAAGUUGGCGAUAUGCAUGAAAAAUGCGGUUAGAUUAAAACCAAAAAAGCUGACUGAAAGUGGAGAAUGAUAUUAAAAAAAAUAAGAUAAUAUUAAUAUGUUUCUCACCCAUACCUAUUAUAUCACUUCAGAAGACAUUAUAAUCCGCUUUAUUGCCAGGUAUACUUACACAUACAAGGAAUUUGUCUUGGUGACAGAAACUUCCAGUACACAACAAUACAAUACAGCAACGAGACAUGGAUAAUAAUUCAAAUUGAAUAAAUAAAAAUGUAAUAGAAAAUGAAGUAUUAAUAGAAUAGACAAUAAGACUAAUAUAUAUAUAUAUAUAUAUAUAAAAUAAUACGUUCAAAACACUUGGAGCGCAAAUUUGCACUAAGGGAUCUCAAGAUGUGUUCAGUAUUAAACUAUAUUUAACUUAACACAGUGACCUG
Molecule: messenger RNA, 2726 nt
Organism: Xyrauchen texanus (razorback sucker)
Lineage: Eukaryota; Metazoa; Chordata; Actinopteri; Cypriniformes; Catostomidae
Product: alpha-soluble NSF attachment protein-like
Exons: 11
Coding region: 73-960 (295 amino acids)
Biological process (GO): regulation of synaptic vesicle priming; synaptic transmission, glutamatergic; SNARE complex disassembly
Cellular component (GO): terminal bouton; synaptobrevin 2-SNAP-25-syntaxin-1a complex; vacuolar membrane
Molecular function (GO): syntaxin binding; soluble NSF attachment protein activity
Source: RefSeq, a predicted model, not a curated record